Molecule: messenger RNA, 2221 nt
Organism: Anopheles aquasalis
Lineage: Eukaryota; Metazoa; Arthropoda; Insecta; Diptera; Culicidae
Product: zinc finger protein 12-like
Cellular component (GO): nucleus
Molecular function (GO): zinc ion binding
Source: RefSeq, a predicted model, not a curated record
UGCAGCUUCCGUUUUCGGCGAGAAACUAGAACCGAAAAGAUCCAACGUAAAACAUUCAGAAUCCGUUUUGUGGUAUAGAUAUUCGCAGUUUCUCUCGUAAUUCGUGAACAUAUUGACGAUAAGAAAGUGCCCAUCAACAUCCACAGCCCAAAGAUGCUGACCAAAUACUGUCGUAUUUGCUUAACUAGCGCCGGUGUUGUUCAUAAACUGGACGAAGUAGUGCAUAAAUCCCUGACUCUUUAUGCAGUUCUGUGCAAAAUGUAUCCUGAGGCAUUUACUGACAAUAUCGAGGCGCAAUGGCCAACGAAAGCCUGCGAUAUCUGCAAGCAAGCAAUAUUGGAUGCAUACGGGUUGUACGUAGUUUGCAUGUCAACCCUCGAUAUUCUGAGGAAACGCCUGAAGAGCAAACCGCACGAAUCAAAUCAGUCGAGUGCAGAAAUGAGUUUUUCAGAUCAAAGCUUCAUUGUAGCUGAGAAUGAAACAAUAGAUUUCAAUGAUCAUGUUAAAAAUACAAGUGACGCAGAAGAUAAUACGUCAUCUUUAUCAAUAGAGGAGGAAGAACUAAUUCGUGUGUCGGUAGAAAGGAUCGCAGAAGAGGAGCAAAACAACGCAAGACUUUUGUUUAGCACACAACAAGAACAGUGUGGGGAAGGAAAAGAUAUCAUUCUACAAUCACAGAAUGAAGAAGCAAUUGAAAUUAAAAACGAAGCUGCUGGUUAUUAUAGCCAUGAAAUUGUUGAACUAUCCGUAGAAAUGGAUUGUGUGGCGCCGAACAAUACUAUUCCAAUCGAAGAAGAGCAUUUGGAUGAGUUUGAGGGAAGCAUGGAGUAUUUGGAUGACACAGAGGAUAGCUUGCAUGCCAGACCACAUCAAGAAUAUGAAGAUAAUCAAUGGGAAAACUCAGUGGGUGAGAGCACGGUAACAGUCCCAGAUUAUUCAAAUGCCAUUAUGAAUUCUGAAUCCUUGGAAGAUGGUUCUGAUGAAUCGGAAGACGAAGAUGUUUUUGCAAACAUAUUUUCGACGGAUAUAUUAUGUUGUGAAUCAUGUCGGGAUGUGUUUCUGGACAAAGUCUCAUAUGAGAAACAUUUGAAACAUCACAGACUUGGGCGUGUAAUUUGCAAAAUGUGCAACAAAGGCUUUAAAAGCGUAGCUGUUCUGAAUGCACAUGAAUGUCGGUAUGAGUCCUCGACCCUAUGUUGGAUAUGUGGUAACAUUACGGAUACGACGAAAAAGCAUAAGAGACACAUGCAAUCUCAUAUGCCAGAAGGCACGUGGGCUUGUCAACUUUGCCCUUUACGAUUUAAUUCUAAGACUGUCUUGAAAGGCCAUGUAAGAACACAUAAGAAGGAUAGGGGCUAUUGUUGCGAUGUGUGUGGAGCAAACUUAUCAUCAAAACGUAAUUUGAAAUACCAUCAACGAUCGGUUCACGGGGGAGGUGUUGAGAAGGUAUACAGCUGCACCCUUUGCGAUCGCAGAUUUUCGCUCCCGUAUGCGCUCAAGACACACAUGAAAACCCAUACGGGUCUAAGACCCUACAGUUGCGUGUAUUGUAACCGUGUUUAUGGAUGUGGCGGAGAUUUGGUAGAGCACGUCGCCAAGCAUCAUAUUGGUAACGAUAAUAUCUAUCAGUGUCACCAGUGUGAUGAAGCUUUCCCGCGGAUCAAACAGCUUCGAGAUCAUUACGAGGUGCAUUUCAGAAACGGUGAGCAGUUCUAUAACGAAAUACUGACGGAUUUUGGAAAGUUUCGAUUCACUACCAUGGAUCUGCUAAAUAUGCGGCACCGAAAAGAAUCGAAAGAAAAAGACUACCGAAAAAUCGAUUAGAAAUGUUAAUACGCUAGCACAGUUUUGUUCAACCCAUAUUAAUCAACAAUGGAACACCUAUUGGUGGUUAGCCUAGAACACAACAAGGAAAAUAAGCGAAAGAGAAUCCACACGAUUAGGUUGUUAAACAACGAGAUGCAUGUUCAGCCAAAGUUCACAUGCAGCACAAUGGAACUCAAUCAAACUACUAGGCCACACGUUCUGGUCCAAUGCAGUAAAACCCAAAUCACGCUCGCAAAACAUAUUAAUAAUUAAGGCUCAAUAAAUUAAAUAAUGUCAAUGUCAAUAAAUUGAUAAUACGAGGAAGAAUGGAGUAAUGGUUUCAUUGAAUGAAUCAACACAAGACAAGCAAAAACAUGAUGCGAAAUAUAUUUUCUUUCAAGCAGAAUCGACCAUA